AUGCAGUGUCCUCAACCUCCCCACAGUGGGCCACACCAGGGCUUGACAGUCGGCCUUCAUACGUCCUUGUGGUUGACUCUGUUCUGGAUGAGGUCAUUUUCCAGCGGCUCGUCCUUCAUAUCUAAACGUAGUGGCAGUGCGGAGGUUGUGCACAUCUGUCUGCAGCUGCCCAACCCCCACAUAAAGUACCACACACAGACUCCACGCUGCAGAGGAGGGCCCAAAGCCUCUAUGGGGGAAAAUGUCUUUGUCUGA
This is a messenger RNA of Knipowitschia caucasica, 255 nucleotides long. The record is from the annotation of a GenBank genome assembly. Lineage: Eukaryota; Metazoa; Chordata; Actinopteri; Gobiiformes; Gobiidae.